AUGGAUCUCAUGGAGCAGCCUCGUGGGCCAGUCAAGCCAGGGCUAUCACGUGAUGGCGAGGCGAGGAUGUGCCGACUUUGCCACAAGUAUUGCCAGGAAUGCCAAUCAGUUUAUGCAUUCAAGGCCAUCUCAGUGAUGGGCGAAAAGGAAAUUUACAUGGUAUCCACAUUUUCGGACGAGGAUUUGAAAAUGUCAGAACUGCACCCUUUUGGGGUUUAG
Blastomyces gilchristii SLH14081 is the source of this 219-nucleotide messenger RNA. RefSeq lists its product as uncharacterized. The transcript has a single exon. Bases 1 to 219 code for a protein of 72 amino acids. The record is from RefSeq and is a predicted model, not a curated record. Lineage: Eukaryota; Fungi; Ascomycota; Eurotiomycetes; Onygenales; Ajellomycetaceae.